Linum trigynum is the source of this 291-nucleotide messenger RNA. The record is from the annotation of a GenBank genome assembly. Lineage: Eukaryota; Viridiplantae; Streptophyta; Magnoliopsida; Malpighiales; Linaceae.
AUGCUCAUCCUCUUCACCUGGGCAAACCUACCCGCCAACCUCCGAUCAGAAUCUUCCCCCGCCUUAGUUCCGGCUGCUCUGCCUCAAAUCCCUCCACAUGCAAAUCCAAUCUCCAUCUCUUCGACUCUCCAGUUCUCUCCUCCAAAUUCUUCCCUUCUCAAAUCGCCGCCCACCUCCUCUCUUUCCCAAUCUCCCCACCUGUCGUUGCCGCUGCCGCAAUGGAGAGACAAUCUUGUUGAUUUGCCGAAAUCAGAUUCAACCCUCGAGAUUUCAAUUCGUCAAUUGAAAUAG